Penaeus chinensis is the source of this 1901-nucleotide messenger RNA. RefSeq lists its product as uncharacterized. Bases 121 to 696 code for a protein of 191 amino acids. The record is from RefSeq and is a predicted model, not a curated record. The transcript is spliced from 5 exons. NCBI's taxonomy places the organism in Eukaryota, Metazoa, Arthropoda, Malacostraca, Decapoda, Penaeidae.
UCGAUGCGACGGGUUACCUAACUUGUCAACACAAAACUCGGCCGCACAGGUACCUCGCUCUCAGUCUUCGCUCGCCAGUAGUACAGUGAAAUAGCCAAGGGAACAACGCUUAUCGGAAGGAUGGCACUGAACAGGCUCCAAGAUGCUCCACAGACCCAAGGUUCUGAUGCAGAAGCAUCAACAGUGGUGAACCUAGUGGAGACAGACUCAACACCAGGGGGUGUCCAGCUGGUCAACCCUUACAGGACCAACAAAGUGGAUUGCAUGGACUUGGUUCAGCUUGCACAAGAAAUCCAGAAGGCAGACAAAUUUGUUCAUGCCAAUGUGAGCAACAAGCUCCAAGUCAUAGCUGAACAAGUGAGAUUCCUUCAAGAUCAGGCCCGAAGAGUCCUGGAAGAAGCUAAAGAAAAUGCUGACCUUCACCAUGUGCCUUGCAACAUUGUCAAGAAACCAGGAACAAUCUACCACCUCUAUAGAAGGUCAUCAGGACAGAGAUACUUGUCGCUGCUGAGCCCACAGGAGUGGGGUAGCACCUGCCCCCAUGAGUUCUUGGGAAGUUACCGCCUUGAGCAUGAUCAUUCUUGGACCCCAGAACACAAAAUGGAAGCCAGAUCCAAUGACCAGCAAAUGAUCAACAAGAUCCUGACCUGCUCUAAUACCUUAUCAAUAACCAUGGGAGAUAAAUCAAACAUUUGAGGACAUGUUUCAGAGCUUUUCUUAUAUGCAUACUGGUUUUUCAAUUUAAUGAAAUUCAAUUAUGUACAGUCUUGGUAAACCUCUAGUAUUAUAUACUAAUUUUUUUGUAUGUAACUUCUGAUAACUUUUAAUUAUUCUGUGAAAGUUGCAACUGUAUGAGGUUUAUCAAAAUUGUGUGUAUAUUUUGCUGAAUCUUUUCUAUGUUUAAGUGUUAGAAAAGAAAAACUUUUCCCUAAAUGAUACUUAUCAUACUGGUAAUAGUAAUUGGUGAAGUGUGUGUUGUAAAUCUUUGUUUAUAAUUAUCCACUAUGUGGGUAUGGAAGAGGUUAUUUACUUUUUCUUCUUGCUCAAGACUUUUGUUUGAGAAAGUCAUACUUUUACUGAUUUAUGAUGUUGCAAAAGGAUGUUGAGAAUGAUUUUUACUUAUUUUGUUAAUGUACAACCUCUUAAGUAAAAGUGAAAUUGCUUACCUGAUCUUAUCUACUCGACCCAAUCCUUGAAUUUUUGGAAAGUAAAGAUUAUAUUUGCUAUUAUCAAUUUUACUAACUAUAAUAAUACUAAUAAUGAUUGUAUUAAUAAUAUGAUAAUAGUAACAUUGAGAAUGAUAACUGUAAUGAAAAUUUAAAUUUUUUAUUCCAAAAAGCUCAAGUAUGGGGUAAACACAUGAGAUCAGAUAUACAGUAUCAGUAAGUUGUAGUCCUCUGUUAGUUAACAAAAUUAACUCCUUCCCGCUCGAUCUGUGGAGUGCAGCUGUAUGCCGUGGCGAUGCACCAAAGUGCUACAAGCCGGGGGUUCGGCUUGAUGUACUGAACUCCUGCGCUCAAAGUCAGCUCGUUGCCAUUAAUCUCCAGAGCAUAGAGUUUUCUUCUUCUUCUUCACCUGUCAGUAAGGGGUUAAUGAAACAAAACUACAGUGCUUGUAACCAUAGCCAUUGGGUCAACUAACAAAUUUAUGAGGUAUGUUUUACAUUACUUAGUUGUGUUGCCGUUUGUCCAUCAUAUAACUGGUAAAAAGUGGUCUUGCCUAGCAUUUAUUAGUAAAUGCUCUGUUUAUAUAAAUGAAUUGUUUGUGUGUGUGUGCCCUUGCUGAAAGCUAGUCUAAUUGUAUUUUUGGAAAGUGAAUACUAUACCAAUUUUAUAUAUUUAUGACUGCCUGAUAUCUUGUGACAAUUUUGUAAAUUAUAUUAAAUAAAAGUAUCAGGAUAA